GUCACCCCCAUCAGUUCAGCGCAAGAUGCACAGUGUCAAGUCAUGGACCAAAAUGACAAUGACCUUCAAGGAAAUGAUGGUUCGGGGUCCCUUGGAGGUCUUGAUGUUCGCCGACAGAUCCCAAUCAAGUUACUGUCGAAACAAACGGAAAGAGGCAAGCAGCCCAUCCGACCUCAGCGUCCCAACACCAGGCCGCCCUCAAAAAACAAAGAAGAGCCGUUCAGCUAUAACCAAGAGGAAAGAUUUGAGUGUAAAUCUGGAGAUGCUUAUGGAAAACAGCGCAGAUUCCCUCAGCCAAUCUUUUGGGAUUAUAAGCUCAACUUGAUAGGAGUUAAAGAUGACACACCAGUUCAUUUUUGUGACAAGUGUGGUCUGCCCAUAAAGAUCUACGGGCGAAUGAUUCCCUGUAAGCAUGUCUUCUGCUAUGACUGUGCAGUGCACUACGAGAAGAAGUGUGAAAAGAUUUGCCCUGGUCUGUCCCUCUACAGCUGCUCAGACCCAGUCCAGCGCAUCGAGCAGUGUCAGCGCGGCUCUCUCUUCAUGUGCAGCAUCGUGCAAGGCUGCAAACGCACCUACCUCUCACAGCGAGACCUGCAGGCCCACAUCAACCAUCGCCACAUGAGGGCCAGCAAGACCAGAUCCUCUCGCCUGGAUCCGCCACACCCGACUCUGGCCUCCGACCCACCCGAACGCUUCCGGUUUCCGUCGCCUACUCACCUGUCUAAAACACACCCUCUCAUUCCUCCCCCUCUGCAAGGCCAUGAUACCUACCACCAUCCACUUCCAGCCUCGCCCUCCGAUCCUGGACCCUCCCCACGGUCCCUCCCCUCAGAGAACUUCCGAAUCGCCACAGUGACUACACGUAAGCAUAGCAACCUCAUCACGGUGCCCAUUCAUGAUGAAUCUGGGAGCUCAGGCCCCUCCCCCUGUGAGCCACACCCACAGACUCCUCCGGUCCCGCCUCCACACCAUCACCCUGGCGAUUACGCCAGCCAACCAGUGUCCCACCCACAUCAUAUCAUGCCUCCACCACAACAACCACAUUACGGGCCUCCGCCGCCUCCUCUCAACAUCCCCAUGCAGCACCCGCCGCAGGGCUCCUCUACACCUCACAUGGUUUACAACCAAGCACCUCCCAUGUCAACGCCACCUCCACCUGGACACAUCAUCAGCCAGUUGCCACCCUACAUGAAUCACCCUCCACCUGGUCCGAUUCCCCCGGUCAAUGUGCACCACUACAACCCAAACUCAGUGCCACAGAACCAAUGCACUCUUAGCCCACCAUUCACCCAACCAAACGCCAUGAGCCCAGGGAUGUGGCCCAAUUCUCGUGGCCCCAAUCUGCCCCGUAUGCAGGGGCCACCACCACAGGGACAGAUGCCAGGGCCUCACCACCCCGACCAGUCACGAUAUAGACUGUAUUACCAGUAGCCUUCUGGCUUUGUCGGCUCUAUCAGACAGUUUGACCAUAGAUGGAUAACCAUAUCUAGUCAGAAACAACACUAAGCUGCCUGGGCUGUUUGUCUUCACUGAUAACUCACUAUAUGUUGACUCCCAUUGCUGGCAUUUUUGUACUAAUGUCCCUCAAUCAGGGAGGUUCCAUGGAAUUAUGAAUAGUUGAGUGGGUGGGGGGAGGCUCUUUUUGGUUGGAAGAAUUUAACAGUUUUGUUUGAAACAUUUACAUAAUGUAUCCAACAGCUGCAAUAAAUGAAACUUGAAUUCCGUUUA
Molecule: messenger RNA, 1728 nt
Organism: Carassius auratus (goldfish)
Lineage: Eukaryota; Metazoa; Chordata; Actinopteri; Cypriniformes; Cyprinidae
Product: E3 ubiquitin-protein ligase Hakai
Exons: 6
Coding region: 43-1431 (462 amino acids)
Biological process (GO): regulation of cell adhesion; protein ubiquitination
Molecular function (GO): ubiquitin protein ligase activity
Source: RefSeq, a predicted model, not a curated record